AUUGAAUGUACCGGUUCUACGUCCUCAGCAUUGCAGUUCUACCUUCUGGGUUCUCUCUAACAAUUUAACCUCGAGUAUCUCGCUAGCCAAAUACGACGAAGUAACUUAACUAACUGUAUUUCGUGAAUAAAAGGCGUUGUAACAAGAUUUCAUUUUUACGGCAAUCAUCUCUCUUAAAAGGUUUGAUGGAAUUGUAAUUGUCGCAAUUUGAUCGGUAUUGGUGUUGUGAUUGUGUGAAUUUAUUGUGAGUGAUCGUUUGUGGGUUAUCUUGUGUAAUUAGAAAGUGCCAAUUUAUGGAUUACAUUGCUUUUGGAUUACCAUUUAUUAUCUAAUGAGAAAGUGCUGAUGGCGUUUGCUGAGGCAUGGUGAUUAAGCCCAACGCAAUUAUAGCAGAAAAAUGAAGAACCCUGCAGUCCUUUCCAUAUUUCUGCUUACAGUUUUAUCAAAAGAAUGUUUGGCGAACUUGCCGCCGCUUUUUACAAUGGAUAUGAAUAAUUUAGUCAUUCCUGAGAACAUCCCCGUGGAGAGUAACAUAUACAGGCUACAAGGAACUGACCCAGAAAAUAGUCCCGUCUAUUUCGGUCUGGAAGGAACGGACGUAUUAAAAGUUAAUAGAAUCACUGGAGACGUGACGGUUGUCAAACCAUUAGAUUACGAGCAAAACAACACACUUAAUAUAAUUGUAAGUAUAGAAGACGAAGUAGAAGGAGGAGGGAAAAACAACAUCGUAGAAGUUCCAAUAACGGUGAUUAUCUCCGAUGAAAAUGACAACGCCCCGGAAUUCGUUAAGGCGCCGUACGAGAUCACCGUUAACGAGGACUCCUUACCAGGGGCAAUGGUAUUUUCGGGAAUUAUGGUUGUUGAUAAAGACACGAUAGGAUCCAAUAUCGAGGUCGAAUGUAUAAAUUUACCCGCGGAUCCCGAUGCAUGCGAAAUCUUUAAAGUGGAAACUCUCAACUCGGAACAGAAUUCAUAUUCAGGAGCCAUAACACUACGUAGAAAAUUGGACUAUAAUGAAAAAGAAAGCUAUUACUUUGGCCUGGAAGCUUCGGAUGGUGAUUUAACAAGUGCUACAAAUGUAACGAUUAAAGUGGGUGACGUACAAGAUAAACCUCCCUAUUUUGUUGGAAAUUUGACAGCCGAAAUUAGCGAAGAUGCGUCUAUAGGCACUCUGAUAAUGAUUGUACACGCCGAGGAUGGUGACAGAGGAAACCCGAGGGAGAUAUUUUAUGAAUUGCAAAACAAUCACAUGGACUACGUCCUGUUGGAUUCAGUUAGCGGAGAGUUGAGGACAGCACGACCUAUCGAUAAGGAAUCUAUUGACAAUCCCGAGGGAAUACUGAAGUUUACUGUAAAGGCUUACGAACUGAUAAAUGGCAUCAAAGAAAACGAUCCUUUGACGAUGACUGCAGCCCAGAUUACGGUAAAAAUUUUAGACGUCAACGACGAACCUCCAAAAUUUAAUAAAAGAGAGUAUUCCGUGGAAAUUCCUGAAAAUAUUGAAGUUGGAUCGGCAUUACCUGGACUUGAUAUGACCGUCAGUGAUCCAGAUGAGGGAAACAAUGCUGCAUUUUCUUUGGAACUGAACGACAUAUCAGAAGUUUUUUCAAUCGAACCCAAAACAGCCAUCGGUUCAACACCGGUUACAAUUCGAGUAGCCAAUAGUUCUUUAGAUUACGAAGAUUUCAACCAAAGAAAGUUCAUAAUACUAGUACUAGCAAAAGAAUUAUAUACGGAAGAGAAGCUUUCAUCGACUGCUACCGUAACCGUAACAGUAGCCGAUGUUAACGAUAAUGCACCAAAUUUCGAUCAAGAAAGCUAUUUCGCAACGAUAUCUGAAAUGGCUACACCCGGAACAUUGGUUACUACUAUAACAGCUAGUGAUAGAGACAGCGGGAAAUUUGGAGAAAACGGUAUUAUUUAUGCUUUGACUGGAAAUGGGGCCAGUAAGUUUAUUGUUAAUAAUAGGACAGGAGCAAUCACUGUUGGAAACUGCAAUGAAACUGGGAAGCCGUCUUGUUUGGAUUAUGAAACUAAGCCAGAGUACCAGUUACAGUUUUUGGCUAUCGAUGAUGAUGGUAAAGGUCGAACCUCAGCAGUUCCUCUAAACGUACAUUUAACAGAUAGCAACGAUAACGCUCCCAUUUUCAACCAGCCUUUCUACAGAGCUUUCAUCAAUGAAGGAUCUGUUAAAUUUCAACCAGAAUUAAUCGUAGAAGCAACAGAUGCCGAUAAAACUUCACGCGUGAGAUACUCUAUUAUUUCUGGUAACGAUGAUGGAUUAUUUAACAUUAUUCCUUCGACUGGAGUAAUUAGAAUAAAUAAUAAUAGAGGACUGGACAUUAGUAAUGAAACGGACAAUGUUAUUUCUCUUGUUGUAAUGGCAAGCGACGGGCAAUUUACAACUACAGCUGUUGUUAACGUUACAGUGCUUGAUAUUAAUAAUAAUGCACCGAUGUUUACCAAGCAACAUUAUUUGGAUACAGUUGAAGAAGAUUUGCCAGUAGGUACUUCUAUACUAAAAGUAGAGGCAACUGACGCCGAUAACGGAGAAAAUGCAGUCAUAGAAUAUUUCAUAAUAAGAGGAGCAUAUGAUGAUUUUAAAAUUGAUAACACUACUGGUGUACUCUAUGUCGCACAGAAAUUGGAUUACGACAGAAGGAAUACUUAUAAUAUCGAAGUAGUAGCUGUAGAUCAUGGUGAACCAAGUUUAACUGGCACUUCAAACGUAACAGUUACUGUCAUUAAUAUUAAUGAUAAAAUGCCAUAUUUCGUUCCUGCCACUCAAAAAGUUGAGGUAUUGGAAGACGUCCCUGUUGGUACAGUAAUAUAUACUUUAGUGGCUUUAGAUCCAGACGUUAACUCUUCAGAAGCGCUAAAUUUCGCUGCAACCGAACCAAUUACAGCUCUAGACAAACACGGUAUUGAAGUAUAUGACGAUAAGUUCAAAGAAUUUUUUUCAAUCGAUCAAAAUUCUGGAAAAGUAACCGUUGCCAAUCCUCUCAUACGCGAUAUAGCAUCGGUUGUUAGAAUAACAAUAUUGGUUACUGAUAUCACAGCUCCAACAGUACAACAAGGAGAGGGUUUAUUGAUUAUAACUAUAGGAGAUGUUAAUGAUUCUCCACCUGUCUUUAUUCCUCCAUGGACUGUAGAAAAUCCUGUCUACCACUUAGAGUUGAAAGAAGAGCAACCAGUUGGAACAAUAGUUGCUACUUAUAACGCAAUCGAUGAAGACUCAGAUAUAGCGGGUUAUAUUAUUCAUCCAAAAUCGGAAUAUUUUGAAAUUAAUAAUGGUACAGGGAUAGUGCAAAUUAAAAAGAAGAUAGAUUACGAAAAAAUUAAAGCUCUGAACUUUACAAUUAUCGCUUUUGACAGUGGUUUUCCUCAAUUAAACACUAGCGCAAAUAUUUUAGUGACAAUUAUUAACGUUAACGAUAACAGUCCAGUCUUUACAGAAAAAGAAUACAAAGCCAACAUUGACGAAAAUUCUUCAAAGGGAUCGUUCAUAAUAUCAGUUAAAGCUGUCGAUAAAGAUGCAGAAAAGUACGGUGAAGUUAGUUAUUACUUAACCGGUGAACACAGCGAACAUUUUGCUAUUGACGAUAAAACUGGAUACAUAACAGUAGCUAAUUCAAAUUUCUUUGAUCACGAAACUAUUAACCAAACCGUAAUACAAGUUGUAGCUCAAGAUGGAGCUCCUAUCAAUACCAGAAGGUCUGUUUCUGUACCUGUUUAUAUUUCGAUAAAUGAUGUUAAUGAUAAUUCUCCGAUAUUUUCUCAAAAAGAAUAUAAUAUUACUGUUAUGGAGAAUGUACGGUUGAAUCCUCCAUUGCCUUUGAUACAGGUAAAUGCUACUGAUGAAGAUUCUGGAGUUAAUGGAAAUAUUCAUUACAGUAUUGUUUCUGGAAAUGAUAAUGACGUUUUUCUUCUGGGCAUCGAGACCGGCAUUUUGUACCCGCACAAGUCCCUGCUGGGCCAAACAAGGAAUUUCCAUUUGAAAGUGGAGGCCCGAGACGGAGCUGGUAAUGGCCAAUUGUUCGACGAAGCCACAAUUAAUGUGCAUGUCUUAAAUGUUAACGAGCACCAACCCGACUUUAUUAUGCCCGCCCUACCCAACGCUACGGUCGAAGUACUCGAGAACGCUGCAACCGUAGAUUACCUAGUAAUGACAGUCAAAGCUGUAGACAAAGACGAACAUGAAAACGGAAGAGUAACUUACCAUUUCAAACUCGAAGAUGAAAAUGUUCAAGAAACCAGUGAAUUCUCAAUUGAUCCCAAUACAGGAGAGCUUAGAACUAGAAAAAUGUUAGACAGAGAAUUCCAACCUAAAUAUCAACUUGUGUUAGUAGCAAGGGAUCACGGUUCGCCCAAAUUUUACGAAACCAUACGCUACCUAACAGUUCUUCUUGUGGAUGAAAACGACAAUAGACCAGAAUUUCCAGGAUCCAAAUCAACUAACCCCUAUCAUUUCUUCGUUUCGGAAAACAAUGAUAAAAAUAUGCUAAUUGGUCAAGUUCAAGCAUUAGAUCGCGAUGAAGGCAACCAUGCAAAAGUGUAUUACUACAUAAUUUCCGGUAAUGAAGAUUCUGCUUUCUACCUCGACAGAUCUGGGGGAGGAAUCUACUCCAAUAAAUCAUUUGACAGAGAAGAAAAAGAUGAAUAUGACUUACUUAUAAUCGCUACCAAUGAUCCAAACUUUAUAGCUUCACCAGAUAAUUCAGAAAUCGAUGAAAAUGACAGAAGCGUAGCUCAAGUUAAAGUUAGUAUCAACGAUUUAAAUGACAAUGCUCCAAUAUUCGAACAAAGCGUUUAUUAUUCUGCUGUGAACGCGAUGGCGAAUAUCAACGAUUUCGUCGUUAAUGUGACAGCCGUGGAUCCAGAUUUGGGCGCCAAUGGGUCUGUUACUUAUUAUAUAAAAGCCACGAAUUUAUACAAGUUUAAUUCAAAUAGAAGUUCGGGAUCGAUCAUACCAUCGCCGUUUAAUAUAUCAGAAAAAGGGGAGAUUUUCACUGCUACCUAUUUGGCUGAAAACAAUCAACAUAGGUUUGCGAUUGACGUGAUUGCUAGAGAAAAUGCUUAUCCAGAAAGACAGGCUGUUACUACGAUUUGUGUAUGGAUAUUUGAACCAGAACAGCUAAUACGAGUAAUUUUAUCAAGACCUAAGGAAGAAGUAAUUAAAGAAAAAGAUGAAAUAUUAGCGGAAUUAAAGAAUGCUACUCAAAGUUUGGUUAUAAUCGACAAAAUCAGGUAUCAUAUCGAUGAUAAUGGAAUUAAAAACGAAGAAUGGUCAGAUCUCUACAUACUCGUUGUGAAUCCAAAAUCGCAAUCAAUCCUACCGGUACCAGAAGUUCUCAAGAUAAUCGAUUCAAAAUACGAUUUCCUGAAGGACUAUUACGCAGGUUUUGCUAUAGAAAACGUUUUACCUGCUUUUGUAACAGAAAAGGCUGAAACUUUUGAUGCAUCGCUCGUGGCAUUAAUAGCACUUUUAGUGGUACUGAUAGUCGGCAUCAUCACAUUUGUAGUUGUGUGCUGUUGUUUAAGACACUGGGUGCUGUCGCCUACUGAUUUAAAGAAGAAGGAUGCUUUGAUUAAAAAAGCGAUCAUUGAUGAUUUAAAUACGACAGAGAAUCCUCUUUGGAUAGAACAAAAACUGAAAAUUUAUGAAGAACAAGAACUGACGAUGCAAGUAUUCAACGAACCAGAUCAAAAUCUAGCGAAUCGACGAAACAGUGAUGAUUAUAUUAACGAAGAUAAUGCUUAUGCGACAAUACAGCAUCCAAAUAGGAGAUCAUCAUCGCAUCUAACAUCGAUGUCAAUAGGAGAUGAUUUGGCUGAUUACGCUACGCUUUCUGUUCAGCAUAAUAAUAGGAAUGAGAGCAAUAAUAGUUCGUUAAGAGGUGGAUCUAACUACUACGAAGCAGCGAUGGGUUUUCAAGGAUCGACAUUCCAGGUGCCGGAUCGACUUAACAGCGACUACACACCCUAUGGCGUCAAAUAUGACGGUUCUGAACUCACUAUCAGUAAGGACCAUCAACCGGAAUACGUUGCUGAACUGAUUUAAUUUGAUAACUUACUCAGUGGCGGCUCGUGAUUUUUUUUAAGUGAGGAAACAAAUUGAAAUAAAUAUAUUUAGUUAAUAAAGGUAUUUUUAGAUAGAUUAUUCUAAUUAUUAUAUUUUUUUUUAGACAGUAUUAAUAAGUAAUCUAUCUAAAAAUCUAUAAAAUUUUAAAUUAUAAUUUAGAAUAUCUGUUUUAUGUAUAUUUAUACAUGUAGUUAAUGUUUAGUAUUUUUUAAGCAACGAUGUAUAAUAAAAAAUUCUCUCAGGGCACAGAAAAAAUCUGAGUAAUUUUGGGGUGUAUUAACUGAUAAAAACUUAAAAUUCAGAAUAGGAUAUUUAUUUACACUAAUAAAUUGUGUCUAUAUAUUUGACGUGCCACAUGAACAAAUUGUUUUGAGAGUACUUUUUUAUUCAUAGACAUUUAUUCAUUGUUUUGUCUAGAAUUUAUUGAGUUUACAAAUUUGUAAACAACGAAAAAAAAAGGAAGAAAAUAUGAUCGAGAGGUGUAAUCUUAAAAAAAUAUUUAUACUAAGAGGUUGAGCUACGAGCUGCAACUGUAUUAAAGUGUGAUGGAAAGUGGUUUAUGUAAAAGAAUGACUUGUUUUUGAAGCAACCUUUAUUUGGGAUAAAUUAUA
Molecule: messenger RNA, 6693 nt
Organism: Psylliodes chrysocephalus
Lineage: Eukaryota; Metazoa; Arthropoda; Insecta; Coleoptera; Chrysomelidae
Source: the annotation of a GenBank genome assembly